Molecule: messenger RNA, 2185 nt
Organism: Syngnathus typhle (broad-nosed pipefish)
Lineage: Eukaryota; Metazoa; Chordata; Actinopteri; Syngnathiformes; Syngnathidae
Product: chromobox protein homolog 2-like
Exons: 6
Coding region: 140-1606 (488 amino acids)
Biological process (GO): negative regulation of transcription by RNA polymerase II
Cellular component (GO): PRC1 complex; heterochromatin
Source: RefSeq, a predicted model, not a curated record
UUGUACUAAAAGGACACAUUUGUAAAUGCUAACUUGAGUAUUUGUACAAAGCGCUGACGUGAAGCAGUAGCAAGCGCCUACGGGGGCCGUGCGUGCCCAAGAAAGCGUCUGCUUCCCGGCCGUCCUGCUGGUGCGAGCAAUGGAGGGGGUCACAGUGGGCCAGGUAUUUGAUGCCGAAUGCAUCCUAAGCAAGCGGCCGAGAAAGGGCAAGUUCGAGUAUCUUGUCAAGUGGAGAGGGUGGUCGUCCAAGCACAACAGUUGGGAGCCAGAGGAGAAUAUUUUGGACCCGAGGUUACUGGCAGCUUUUCACAAAAGGGAACAAGAGCGAGACCUUUUGUUCCAGAAGAAAGGAAAGAGGCCAAGAGGACGACCACGCAAGUUUCCGCUUCCCGUUCCUCCCGCCGCCAAAGACAACCGCUCGUCCUCGUCGUCCUUCUCCGGCGCGUCUUCGUCUGAGGAAGAUGAGGAGGAAGCGGAGCGCCGGAAGGCCAAAGGGGGGGCGGCGGCGGCGAUGCCGGCGAGCCCCCGGCCGCCCCCGGCCGCCCUCCAGAAGAGGCCUCCCAUCCUGGCCGCCAAAGCCGAGCCCCAUCGCAGCAAGCGCGGGCGGAGGGCGCUUCACGCCGACCUGGGCGCUUGGAGGCGCGCCAAAAGCAGGACGCCGCCCUUGCCCUUGUCCCCGAGCCGCCGCCGCCGCCACCAGCUGCUGCCGGGCUUCCUGCGCAAGUAUGGAAAGGCCGAGCCGCGGUCGGGGAUAAAGAAGCCGCUGCAGCCGGCCAGCUUCACCUACACCGGACUCGGCCGGACCGCCAGAGACCACCACGCUGCUGCCCAGAGCUCGCUUUUCUCCCAGGCGGCAUCCAAAGGGGGCUGCGUCUGGAGCCGACCCGCGCCCGCCUCCUCGCCGCCGCCGCCGCCGCAUAGGAAGACGUCGCACGGCGAGCUCAAGUCCGGCGCGUCGGGCCGGGGCUACGCCCCCAAAGGGACGCCGCCUUCUCCGAGAGCCGUCUUCGGGGGCGGCGGCCCGGUGUCCGCGCAGCGCCUGGCGCCGCCUCCGAGGAGACAGGACGCCCACCGACACAAGCGAGCGCUCCUCAAGGCGCCGCCCUCGCAGCGGCUCGGCCUGCGGGCGCCCGACCCUCAGAGCGUCGCCAGGGCGCCGCUCGCCGGCCAUCAGGGCAACAGCGGCGUGGCGGUGCGCACCAGCUCGCGGAGCGGCAGCCUGGUGGUCAUCAGAGACGCUUGCGUGACACCCAAAGGGCGGCGUCCGGGCUCGCCCGCAGGGGGCGCCUCUGAGAGGGACGGCAGCGGGCGGCGGCGGCGGGACCAGCGCGCGUCCGCCGGCCGCAACCUAGACGAACUCAGCGCCGGCGACUCGGACGCCAGCAGCGGCGGCGAGUGGGAGCGGGACGGCGCCUCGUCGUAUCCCGACGACGGGCGGCCCAGCCUGGGCGACGCCGCCACCGAGUCGGACGCCGAGACGGACUGGCGGCCCGCGCGGGACCUUCUGGAACACGUGUUUGUCACCGACGUCACAGCCAAUUUGAUUACCGUCACCGUCAAGGAGUCGCCCACCAGCGUGGGCUUCUUCAACCCGCGCAACCGCUAGCCGCCGCUUCGGCUCCGACGCUGGAGUUCUCAGCCGGCCGGCCGCCAUGCCAAAUCUUCCAGCGCCGGGCGUCACUUUGAAAGUGGCCAAUGCCUCAGGUUCCCGUUUGCGACGUUACAAAAAGCAAACUUGUGUUCUGGACACUUUGUUUGUGUGUGUGUGUGUGUGUGGGGGGGGGGACCAAAGGUGCUCUGAAUGUUAUUUAAUUGUGUCCUGCCUGACCUGAGCAGUGUUCCUCACGAGGUCUUUGAUUGCUCCUCUAAUUUGACACACAAAUGAUCCAUCCCUUUUCUUUCUUACCACAUCAUUCAUUUGGAAGCGUGCUCAAAUAUGGCACUUGUGGGAAACAACCACAGACACGUAAAGAAUGAGCAAAUCAUAGUACUUGACUUUCAAAACGAAUUCUAUUGGACAUGAGCACAAUGAGAAGAAAAAUCAGGAAAAAAUAAAUAAAAAUAAUCCAAGACAUUGACAGACAGACUCAAGGCCUGGCCGAGCCAGCCACAUCAUUUUGUGUGACCCGCCAAGACAAAUUUUGUAUCGACUUUGUGUCAUUAGUAAAAUUACAAAUUGUCUUCA